AUGACGAAUCUCAAAUACAUCUACAUGGCCAACAACCAUCUGACUGGCACUCUGCCGGAUGCCAUCAGUCAACUGGAGAAGCUUGAACAGAUCUGGCUGGACAACAACAACAUCGAGGGCCUUCUGCCGACUGGCCUGUGCUCGCUGCCCUCGCUGUGGCGCAUCCUGUACGGGCGCAUCAACCGCGACUUCAAGAACAUGGUGGCGGAUGGCGGUGCGCUCAUCAACUUGGCUCACAACUUCUUCUUCGGUGAUGCCGUGCUCUUUGCUGCCGGCUGCCAGGUCUGCCCGAUUAACAUCACAGAGUCCAACCAGCUCGGCAUGGGGGACACCUUUGAUGUGCUAGCUGGCAAGUGCAAUGACGUUGCAGCCACUGGUAUGCGAGACAUCUCCGUGGCGGGGGCAGGCAAGGAGGCGAGGGUGAGUCUGUCGGGCAACUGCCUGACGCUCAGCCCGGACGCAGAGUGCUCAUCCAACGCCACCCAGCGCAGCGCAGCAGCCUGCCAGGCGUUCUGCAGCAUCACGGACAACGGCCCGUGUGACGGCCAUGGGGAGUGUGUGCCGCCUGCCCCCGCCUCCACCUCCAACUUCACCUGCCUCUGCGAUGCUGGCUACUCCGCUCUCGACUUGGGAAACGGCUCUACCUGUGCCAUUGUCAACUCCACCACCACCACUGUGUCCUCUCUGUCCACGGGCGCCAUAGUGGGCAUUGCUGUGGGCUGCUUUGCUGGCUUCACUCUGCUGGCUGCUGUGCUCGCAUGGCUGCUGUGGCCCCGCGGUCCAAAGAAGUGGGAGGGGCUGGAUGUGUGUGAGCAGUUCUCGCUGCAGCAGAUGGUGCGAGCCAUGGCGUCUCUCCACCACUCGCAUCUCGUUCGCCUGCUGGGCUUCUGCCUGGAUCAGAACGUGGAGACGGGCAAGCAGGAGCAGAUCCUGGUGUACGAGUUUGUGGGCAACAGGGACAUGGAGUACCAUAUUCACCGUAACAAGA
Messenger RNA from Closterium sp. Naga37s-1, 988 nucleotides. The record is from the annotation of a GenBank genome assembly. NCBI's taxonomy places the organism in Eukaryota, Viridiplantae, Streptophyta, Zygnematophyceae, Desmidiales, Closteriaceae.